AUGUCUGUGCAGCCCAGCAGUCACUCAGCCUCACUGGAACAGACCCACAGUGCUGAAACAAUCACUGGAUCAAAGAUGCCUUCUCCAGAUACAGAGUCAACAUCUAGAAGUCCCUCUUCCAGACCUGGAACGGAAGCCCAGCUUGGGCUGUCAGAAAACACGGAAGAGGAUGAAGCAAACCAAAUGACAAAUCCAUUUACAAUUCCUCCAGACAUUGAUAUUUUCUCAGUAAGGGACAAGGAAAGACAAAAGGCUAAGGAGGAACGCGAAAGGAUGAAGACCAUGAAAAUCCAUGAGAAAAUGACUUAUUCCGCUAAAAUAAAAGCAAAGCCAAAAGAUGUCCGGAAAGCUCUGCAAAAGGAGGAAGAAGAGGCGGCCAGAAAACAAGCAACAGAUGAAGAGAGACUAAAAACUCUUCAGGAGACCCUUUCACGGAAGAUGGUUCUUGGAAAAGAUUACCCAUUAGAAAAGCAGACCUUCUGUGACUACAUAAAUGAAAGGAGAGAGACAUUUUUACUUGAGUAUGCCAUGGCAGUGAAGAGAGAUGAGAUUCAAAGGAUGGAGAACAUAGUCAAGGAUGAGGAAAGAAAACUGGAGGAGGCUGAAUACUACUUGAAGAAGGAUGCUGCCGUGUAUGAGGAGUUCACAAAGGAGAGUCAUGCAAACUACAUUCAAGCUCUGAAAAUUGCCACAAAAGAAACUGCAGAAAAGACAAAGAAAAUAUCAGAGUUCCAGGCAAUUACAUCCCAAAUUGAGGGCCUCCAAAGUGAUAUAUCCAGAUUCAAGAACACUCUGCGGGAGUACAAGGGGUACAGGGACUUCCUCUAUCAGCUGUCUCCGAAAGAGUGGCAGGAGGAAUAUGACCAAAAGCACGCAAAGAAAAAGGGUUUGAAAAAAGCAUCCAAAGCUAACGAAGAAAGCACCUCGCCUCCCGCCGCCAUGGAUCCUGGUACCGGCUGUAUAGAUGGGCCAAGUUCUCUGCUGUCUGUAAAAAGUCUGCAGUUCGGGCCGUUGCAGGAGAUCAGGCCAUAUCUCACAAACUUCCUGAAGCCUCUAGCGACAAGGAAACUAAGUUCAUUGGAGGAUGCAGAAAGCGAAACCUCCUCGGAUGAAGAUGAGGAACCCAAGUUGUAUUUUACUGAUUUCCAACAACUACAGUCUAGUUUCACGGGGCUGGAGGAAGAGAUCUUGUCCUUAUUCCAGAAUUCCCAGGAGACUGAGAAAAGUUUGGACAGAGUCCAACACGAUUUCAUCACCACAUAUGAAAGCACAGAGAAGCAGUCAGCAGAGCUGAAACAGCAGGUCGACACCCUCAAAUCCUCCGUCACCAAAGAAGAAGAGAGAGCAGCAGAUCUGAAGCUCAAAGCUGACCUCUUUUCCUCUGGAGAAGGCGAAGCUGAUGACCAGGACAAGAUGCUCACAAGCCUGCACAAGAAGGUGCUGGAAGUCUAUUGCCAGUGCGCUGGAGAAAAUGAGACAAACCUGGAGACGGAGGAGAUGCUCAUGGUGAUAGAAAAAUACUUCUAUGAUUUACUGGACAACCUGGAGAGAAUCCCACCAGCAGAGAUAGCACAGGCUAAGAAAGCCAAAGAAAAGGAACGGAGGAUGAGGCUCAGAGAGGAAAAGCUCAGACAGCAGAAGCAGCAGCAGGAGGAAAGAUUGCAACGGGCCCUGGAAAGAUCUCAGGCACCUACAAAAAAACCGGUGGGCAGGCGGCCGAUGUUCCGUUCCGUCCUACCUCCCAGGAAGGAGAAGAAAAAGCACAGCCAAGAACAAAUGGAUACGGAGAAGGAAGAACAACUCUAUUAUUUCACUUGA
Messenger RNA from Pterocles gutturalis (yellow-throated sandgrouse), 1818 nucleotides. It is a transcript of the gene CFAP100, whose product is annotated as coiled-coil domain containing 37. The coding region runs from base 1 to 1818 and encodes 605 amino acids. NCBI's taxonomy places the organism in Eukaryota, Metazoa, Chordata, Aves, Pterocliformes, Pteroclidae. The transcript has 15 exons. The record is from RefSeq and is a predicted model, not a curated record.